AUGGGACUAGACUCUUUUCCAAAGGGAGGUUCCUCUCUGGAUUCAGAAUCUUCAUGUCGGACCUUGGAUGCUACUAUCUCAUACUAUGGAAAAGAGAGACAGUUCUUUGAUACUCGAGGUGAGUUUCCUUUGAUAAACAAAACCGAAGAUAAGGUGCUUGAAGGUCCCACAAUCCAUGGACAAUAUCUGAGCGAUUAUCUUGAGUCACCUGAUCGAGAAGGAAUCGUUCAUACCAGCGGAAUCAAGAAGGUGGAAGAAGAUCGUACAGUGAUCCAUGUAUUAUCCAGACAAAUAGUGGCUGA
Messenger RNA from Spirodela intermedia, 302 nucleotides. The record is from the annotation of a GenBank genome assembly. NCBI's taxonomy places the organism in Eukaryota, Viridiplantae, Streptophyta, Magnoliopsida, Alismatales, Araceae.